AUGGGCCAGCUUCUAGAAGAACAUAAGAAGAGUCUGAGGAGGAGAUGUGAACGUGUGACUGAAGGAAGUGAUGAAGCAGGAGGAGGAAGCCUCCUCAACAGGAUCUACACUGAGCUCCACAUCACAGAGGGACUCAGUGAGGAGCUUCAGAGGGAACCUGAGCUGAAGCAGCUGGAGACAGCUUCCAGGAAGGAGAGCCUCCAUCACACUGCCAUCAGGGUUCAGGACAUCUUCAAAGCCUCGGCCCAGCAGCUCAGACACAUCCGAGUGGUUCUGACCAGCGGCGUGGCCGGCAGUGGAAAAACCUUCUCGGUGCACAAGUUCAGUCUGGACUGGGCCGAGGGCCUGGAGAACCAGGAUGUCAGUGUGCUGGUGGUGCUCUCCUUCAGGGAGCUGAACCUGCUGGGAGAGCGGCCAUACAGUCUCCUCUCGCUGCUGGCUGUUUUCCAUCCCACGCUCCAGAAGGUGACGGCAGAGGAGCUGGCUGUCUGCAAGCUGCUCUUCAUCUUGGACGGCCUGGAUGAAAGCAGACUUUCUCUGGACUUCAGCAGCAGCCAGCGGCUGCUUGACGUCUCCCAGCAGUCUUCAGUCAGCCUGCUGAUCGCUAACCUCAUCCGGGGGGACCUGCUGCCCUCGGCUCGGGUCUGGAUCACUUCCCGACCGGCGGCGGCCCAUCAGAUCCCUCCAACAUGUGUGGACAGACUGACAGAAGUGCGAGGCUUCACUGACGCCCAGAAGGAGGAGUACUUCAGGAGGAGGCUGAGUGAUGAGGAGCUGAGCAGCAGAAUCAUCUCCCACAUCCAGACCUCCAGGAGCCUCCACAUCAUGUGUGGAAUCCCAGUCUUCUGCUGGAUCACUGCUACAGUUCUGGAGCACAUGUUGAGCAGCGAGCAGAGAGGAGAGCUGCCUCAGACCCUGACUGACAUGUACUCCCACUUUGUGCUGGUUCAGACACACAGGAAGAAGCUCAAGUACCAUGAAGGACCUGAGACGGGUCCACGGGAGCUGACAGAGGCUGACAGGGAGCUAAUUCUGAAGCUGGGCAGGAUGGCCUUGGAACAUCUGGAGAAAGGAAACAUGGUGUUCUACCAAGAAGACCUGGAGCAGUGUGGUAUGGAUGUGACUGAGGCCUCGCUGUUCUCUGGAAUCUGGGCUCAGAUCUUCAGAAGAGAGUCUGUGAUCUUCCAGAAAGUCGUCUACAGCUUCGUCCAUCUGAGUGUUCAGGAGUUUCUGGCUGCAGUCUUCAUGUUCCACUGUUUCACCAGCGGGAAGACAGACGUACUGAAGACCUUCAUCGGAGAGGAAGAUGAGGAUGAGGAUUUUUCUUUGGACAAAUUCUUGAUGAAGGUUCUUGAGAAAUCCCUCAGGAGUCAGAACGGCUACCUGGACCUGUUUGUCCGCUUCCUUCAUGGCCUCUCUCUGAAAUCCAACCAGCGACUCUUAGAAGGUCUGCUGGGUCGGACAGAGGUCAGUCCAGAAACCAUCCAGAGAGUCAUCCAGAACCUGAAGGAGAUCUACAGUGAUAAAAUGUCCCCAGACAGAAGCAUCAACAUCUUCCACUGUCUGACGGAGAUGAAGGACCUCUCAGUACAUCAGGAGAUCCAAGAGUUCCUGAAGUCAGAGAACAGAUCAGAGAAGAGACUCUCUGAGAUCCACUGCUCAGCUCUGGUCGACAUGCUGCAGAUGUCAGACCAGGUCCUGGAGGAGUUGGACCUGGAGAAGUACAACACAUCAAAGGAGGGACGACGGAGACUGAUCCCAGCUGUGAGGAACUGCAGGAAGUUUCGCACAAACCAUGAAAAGGCUAUUAUUCAGGUGUCCAGGAGGCAUCCUAAAAAGGUGCCCAUGCCUCCUGAGCUGGCCCCUGUCAAUGUGGAGGAGUAG
Salarias fasciatus (jewelled blenny) is the source of this 1884-nucleotide messenger RNA. Its product is annotated as NLR family CARD domain-containing protein 3-like. Lineage: Eukaryota; Metazoa; Chordata; Actinopteri; Blenniiformes; Blenniidae. The coding region runs from base 1 to 1884 and encodes 627 amino acids. The record is from RefSeq and is a predicted model, not a curated record. The transcript has 5 exons.